Molecule: messenger RNA, 699 nt
Organism: Anopheles cruzii
Lineage: Eukaryota; Metazoa; Arthropoda; Insecta; Diptera; Culicidae
Exons: 2
Coding region: 1-699 (232 amino acids)
Source: RefSeq, a predicted model, not a curated record
AUGUCUCCGUUGGGCAGACUACAACGAAUAGGGAUCCGGGAGUGGUUGAAGCCUGCCACGGUGUUACUCAUCGUCACCAUCACCCUGACGGUCACGGUCGAAGCCGGAAGUCUCUCGGCCGAGGAGCGUCACCCCGGAACUGGAAUCGCUGAGUCUCGGACGUUCGGGCGGAUCAGACGACUGCAGGCCAUGAUCGUUCCGGUGAUGUUCUUUCUGGGCGUGAUGAAGACACUGCUCGCGUUCCUGGUAGCCAUCAGCCUGAAGACGCUCUUCGUCGGUAUCUCGAUCCUGAUGAUCAACGUGGGUCUGGCCCUCGCGAAGGUGAUCGCAUUCUUCAAGUCCAAACACUCGUACGAUCAGCACGGCGGUGGUUGGUCGGGCGACAAGAACAUCCACGUGCAUAUCCACAACGAUGGCCACCAGCAUGGCGGCAUACCGGUGGAGUUCGACCACGCACCACCAGCGUCCCUGCUACACAACUCGGCCCCAAAUGUGUUCCCGAGCUACGGACCGCCGACCCUGGGCUCCUACAACCAGCGCAUCGGUUACCGGUCCCGGAUCGAUGAUACGGUGGAGCCGAUCUACGUAUCUUCGUCCACCGGCCACCAGGAGCGCCACCCGAAGGAGGUGAUCACGGACCGGGACCGACUGAACCAGAUCUAUGCCCAGUGGCGUCAGCUGCAAAAGAACGGACGAUAG